This is a messenger RNA of Penicillium subrubescens, 1734 nucleotides long. RefSeq names its product NRAMP family metal ion transporter. Bases 1 to 1734 code for a protein of 577 amino acids. NCBI's taxonomy places the organism in Eukaryota, Fungi, Ascomycota, Eurotiomycetes, Eurotiales, Aspergillaceae. Gene Ontology annotation, biological process: iron ion transport; intracellular manganese ion homeostasis. Gene Ontology annotation, cellular component: membrane. The record is from RefSeq and is a predicted model, not a curated record. The transcript has 2 exons. Gene Ontology annotation, molecular function: manganese ion transmembrane transporter activity; cadmium ion transmembrane transporter activity.
AUGAACUGCCCCUCGCGAACCGACGAUACCCUCGACAACCCAAGCUGGAACCAAAACCCACCUCCCUUUAGCCCAGACACGACGACCCGUAACGACUUCAACGGUCUUGCAAACGCACGAGUCCAUCGCAAACAUGCCGCUGGGACGGGGAGCGCCGCCGGCGACGAUACCAUGGCCAUCGAUCCGCGACCGCAGAGUUUGGAAAAUCAGGAUCCUGCAAUAGAGAAACGGCCGGACGGCGAAGUGACCGUAGCGGCCUCGGGGUGCGAACCACCCUCGAGGACCUGCGGAUCACCUCGCCGUCCUUUCUCUAAUUUUUCAUUCUCUGACUCUGCGCGGCAUUGUGUCCGCACUCUGGUCAAAUUCGGCCGCUUCAUCGGCCCCGGAUUCCUCAUUGCGGUCGCCUAUAUCGACCCGGGAAACUAUGCCACAGAUGUCGGCGCCGGCGCACAAUUCAAAUACGCUCUACUGUUCGUCGUUCUCUUGUCCAACCUCUUUGCGGUCCUUUUACAAUCUCUGUGUAUUAAGCUGGGUUCGGUGACGGGCCUCAAUCUGGCGGAGAAUUGUCGCGAGCACCUCCCCCGAUGGCUGGUCAUUAUACUAUACAUUAUGGCCGAGGGGGCGAUCAUUGCCACCGAUAUUGCAGAGGUGGUCGGUUCUGCGAUUGCGCUGAACUUGCUUCUGCACAUUCCACUCGUCGCGGGGUGUGCAAUCACCCUCGUGGAUGUCUUCUUCCUAUUGCUGUUCUGGCGACCAAAUGGGUCCAUGCUGGGCUUGCGCCUGUUUGAGUUCUUCGUGAUGGCUUUGGUACUUGGUGUGGUGAUUUGCUUUUGCAUUCAGCUAUCCCUCAUCAAGAAUCAAUCCGUGGGGGAAGUUUUUAGGGGUUACCUCCCGUCGUCUGCUAUUGUGCAAUCGGAAGGUCUUUACCAAAGUUGCGGUAUUCUUGGCGCCACGGUCAUGCCGCAUUCCCUUUUCUUGGGCAGUGGAGUGGUUCAAUCUCGACUGAAGGACUUUGAUGUCACUGCAGGAUAUGUUGAGUCUACCGUGCCAUUGGGCAGCACUGGCGGUCAAGUUGAGUACCGACCAACCCUCCAUGCCAUUCGCGGUUGCAUGAAAUACUCCAUCAUCGAAUUGGCCCUGUCCCUAUUCACUUUUGCAUUGUUUGUCAACAGUGCGAUUCUCAUCGUUGCGGGCGCCUCCCUCUACGAUGUCCCGGGUGGAAGUGAUGCCGACCUGUUCGGUAUCCACGACCUCCUUUCCACCUCCAUAUCUCCAGCUGCCGGGCUAGUCUUUGCGUUGGCUCUACUCCUCUCCGGCAUUUCAGCCGGCAUUGUCUGUACUAUGGCCGGCCAGAUGGUCAGUGAAGGCAUGCUUAACUGGAGCAUCCAGCCCUGGUUGCGAAGACUUAUUACCCGGUGCAUCAGCAUCAUCCCCAGUAUCAUCAUUGCGGCAGCGGUUGGUAAGGAAGGCCUUGACAAGACCUUAACCGCCAGCCAGGUUUGCCUCAGCGUUAUCCUGCCAUUCGUCUCCGCUCCGCUCAUCUGGUUCACAUGUUUCAGUAAAUACAUGACCGUCGCAACUGAGCAGACAGCUGAAGGCGAAGGUGAUGUCCGGGUUGAGCAAGUGUCCAUGCGCAAUUCUUGGUUUACCUCUCUGGUUGCUGGGCUCGUGUGGCUUCUUAUUGCCGUAAUGAAUGUGGCCUUGCUAGUGCUUGUCGGCAUGGGCAAGGCCUAG